CCCAAGUCGCGCCGCAGCAUGCCACCCAUCCGCUCCGAGAGCCAGACGCCGUCGCCCACGCGCCCCAAGGCCAGCAGCAGCACUGCCUGGACGGGCGAGGAGCUGCAGACGAUGAUGCUCUACCUCAUCGGCAAGAACGUCGUCACGCUCAGCAAGGCCGACGUCGAGCGCCUCCAGGAGCUGCUGCCUGGCAGGUCGCCCGACAGCGUGCGCCACACGUGGAAGAACCGCAUCAAGCAGCAGUCGGCGGAGCUGCAGAUCGGUGCUGCGUCCGCUCCUCCGCCCAAGAAGCGCGCCAUCAAGAAGUCCUCCCCUGAAGCAGCAAGCGGCACGGAGAGGGGUCAUGCCGGCUGGUCCGCCGUCUCACUGCCGGAGACAUCAUGGUCCGCCGCGGUCUGCGGCGGUCGAGCCGGCGAGAGCUCAUCAAGAGCUGUCCCGCGCUCCGCGGGCCCCCUUGACUUGCCACCUCUCUCCACUACCCUCACUGCACCACCCGUCAUGCCCAAGCGCAAGUCCAGCUCCUCGCCCGGGCCCGGCUCGCACGCUCGGCGCACGGGACCCACUGUGGCGUGGACGCCCGAAGAGCGCAAGCUGAGCAUGGCCACGACCGCAGUCAAUACCGUGCUGCUCUACCUCGUCGCCAAGAGCCAGCUGACUCUCAGCAAGACGGAUCUAGAGAGGCUGCAGGAGCUGCUGCCCGGCAGGACUGCCGAGGGAAUCCGCUUGACGUGGAAGAACAAGCUCAAGCCGCAGUGCGCAGGCCUGCUGGCCGGCGAUGUUGCCGGCGACGAGAAGAAGCCAGCAAGUCCUGCGAAGAAGGCCUGCAAGGCGGAAGCGAAGCCGAGCGCGGCGAAGAAGGCCAAGGCUGAGGCUUCCGAUUCGGGCUCCGAGUGA
Tilletiopsis washingtonensis is the source of this 894-nucleotide messenger RNA. RefSeq lists its product as hypothetical. The record is from RefSeq and is a predicted model, not a curated record. NCBI's taxonomy places the organism in Eukaryota, Fungi, Basidiomycota, Exobasidiomycetes, Entylomatales. The transcript has 6 exons. The coding region runs from base 19 to 894 and encodes 291 amino acids.